UAACCUAACUCACUCACCAAAUUUUCAACAAAAUGUUUCAUUUAUUUAUCUAAACAAAAAUCAUCUAAAGGAAAUUCCUACCGACAUGCCACAGGAGAUUGUGUGGCUAGAUAUAAGUAAAAAUGAUAUCCUGAAUCCAAAAAAGGAAGUUCUCGCGAGAUACAAACAUUUGCAAUGGUUAAAUAUUGAACAUAAUUGCUUAUGGUUAACAGAAAAGGAAUGGCCAUCACGCUUUUUCGAGAAUCUGACAAAACUUGACACUCUGCUCAUGAAAGAUAAUUGUUCAAAAAUAUCUUAUUUUACGAUCAAGGAGAUGAAGUACUCCAAAGAAUGCUUUUAUGGACUUUCUUCAUUAAGGCAUAUCGAACUGAACGGAUUAGGUGGCCAUAACUUUGAGGAAGCAUUUGAAGCAAGUAAUUCCAUUGAAGUUCUUGUAUUUACGGUAGAUGGUGGUUAUUGUUUUCUGAAUAGUAUCGAGAAUGAUACGUUCAAAAUUUUUCAACAUUUGAAAAAUCUAACAUUAUUUAACUGUAAUAUCAUACGCAUGGAGAAUGGAGCUUUUGCACACUUCAAUGAUCUCAUAUUUCUGGACGUUUCUGAAAACCCAGAUCUUACGCUAUCUGUAUUAAUCAAUAUUACUUAUGAUCUGCAGUAUUCAAAAAUUCAGACUUUUAUCGCAAAUAAUCUGCAUUGCCAACAAGGACUCUCAUGGAUAUUAAGAAUAGACCAUAUAAAAUAUCUUCAAAAUACUUCUUUGAAAGAAUUGUCUUUGGCAGGGAAUAGAAUAGGCAUCAUUGAGCAUCGAUUAACCAAGUACCUUCCAAAGUCAUUGAAAUAUAUAAAUAUAAGCAAUAAUCCGCUUAUGUUCGGGGAUUAUGUUGUAGAAGGCGACUUUCUUUCAAAUCUGGAAAGAUUAAACAUUGACCAUACUGAAAGAGAUGGAAUGCGUAGGACAGGUUGCAAUUAUAACUCUAACAGUUGUGACAAGGUGGGGGAUCUUAGUGUCGAUGAAACAUCAAAUGAAGUGUCGAAAACAUAUAAUUUUUAUCAAUUACCCCCCAAACUAAAAUCUCUUAGCAUGGCCAAUAAGAAAAUAUACCUUCCUUACAUAGGUAAUUUUUGCGGAUUCAGACCAACUAACUCAUUAACACAUCUGCAUGUUCAAGGAAAUCUGAUCUAUAAUAUACAGGAAUUUAGUGGGUUUCAACAUUUAGAAUAUCUUGAUCUGUCAAAUAACUUCUGCUUUAACAUUACUAAACAGGCAUUUCAAGAUAUGACGGGCUUGUUAUUUCUGAAUUUAUCCAAAAAUCUGUUAGGAAAAGAAUUGCAGCGUCGAAAUAGAGAGCAUGUAUUUGACCCACUCCAUAAUUUAAAGGUACUAGAUUUGUCAUAUAACUGGAUAACUGUCUUGCAAAAAGAUUUAUUUGCCUCUUUGUCAAACAUAGAACAUCUAGACUUAAGUAAUAAUGAAUUAGAGAGUGUCACCUUUGACCUGUCAACUGCCUUAAGAUUGCGUGUAUUAAAUUUAUCCUCUAAUAAAAUUGUGAUGUUGGAUUCAAAAGCAAUGAAUUUUUUAGAUGCUUCUAGGGAGAAACAACUCUCUAUCCUGAUGUCAAACAACCCAUUACAAUGUACAUGCCAAAGCAUGAAAUUUCUAAAAUGGAUGAGAGCAUCAUCACAUAAAAUUUUUCAAGAUAGAGAAAAAUACACAUGCGUAUUCACGGACGAAAAAAGGAUUAAAAUGCGCAACUUGGGCCAUAUAAUCUUUUCUUUAGAGCGGCAAUGUAUGUCAUUUACAACAACAAUAGUUAUAGUGGCAAUUAUUUUGCUAAUCAUAAUUAUUUUUGUUUCCUUUGCAAUAAUGUAUAGGUAUAGAUGGAAACUGCGUUAUUUGUAUUACGCUGGUAGGAGAAUUUAUAGAGGAUAUUCAAGAAUCUUAGAAUCGGGUUGUGACAAUCACUUGUGUAUCAGGUUAGCUUAA
Molecule: messenger RNA, 1981 nt
Organism: Saccostrea cuccullata (small rock oyster)
Lineage: Eukaryota; Metazoa; Mollusca; Bivalvia; Ostreida; Ostreidae
Product: toll-like receptor 4
Exons: 1
Coding region: 86-1981 (631 amino acids)
Cellular component (GO): extracellular matrix
Molecular function (GO): protein binding
Source: RefSeq, a predicted model, not a curated record